Messenger RNA from Didymodactylos carnosus, 693 nucleotides. The record is from the annotation of a GenBank genome assembly. NCBI's taxonomy places the organism in Eukaryota, Metazoa, Rotifera, Eurotatoria, Philodinida, Philodinidae.
AUGAAUCUCUUACGCUUCUCGCCGAAUAUUGGCAGCUAUCUUGAUAGUUUUGGUUGUAUGGAUUUGCUUAUAAUGAACUCUAUGGCAACACCAACAACAGAUUUUCUACUAUCAACAGUUGAGCUUGGAUAUUUAGAUGCAUCACGAGUAGAAAAUAUUCAACCAGAAUUUCUCUGUUCCAUAUGUUUAAAUGUUUUAUGGAAACCAGUGGCUUGUCAAUCACAACCAGAUUCAGCUGUAAAACAUUGUCCAUUAAAUUGUUUAUAUGAAGAAAAACGUUGUCCACCAAUAUUUCUUACAUUUUUAUCUAAAUUAAAAGUUCGUUGUUCAUAUUCAUAUCAUAACGGCUGUCAACAAUUAAUUGAUUAUGAAUCAUUAGAAACACAUGAACGAACAUGCCAGUUUGAAAAUCAAUCCUGUACAUAUUGCAAAACACUAGUAUCAAAGAAAAAUGGUGAUCAACAUACAAUGAAACAAUGUUUACAGAAAGUUGAACAACAUUGGAGAAAUGAUGGUUACAAUGAACCAGAUAUUGCCUCGCCGAUAAAAAGAAAAUCAAAAUUUUUGCGAUUUCUCCUAUACGAUGUUAUUUUACUCUACGCAAAUCCAAAUUCUCCAAAAAUAAUCAAUGUAUUAAAUCAAGAUCCAGUUCACAUAAAAAAAACUGGUGUGAUAAAUGGUUUAUACCAAUAA